AUGUGGCCGACGAGAACGAGGCCCGACCCAGAACUGACGGUGACUUCGUGGCAGGCUGACGGCAGCAUCUCGCUUGACAACAUCCCCACCGAUACCAACUACCAGCUUCCAUCCGCCAACGGUGGUCCUUCCCAGCGUGCUUCGGUUGUGCUCGAUGAGUUUGCACGAAAACGAAGGGCGGCGGCGCUGGCCGUACCUACCGAUGACCAGCGUGUACGGGCGGUAUUGCGAGCGCGUGGAGAGCCCAUAACACUGUUUGGCGAGAAAAAGGACGACCGACGAGAGCGCUUGCGAGGGCUGCUGCUGGCGGACCAGGAUGAUGGCGGAAGUGGUGAUGAAUCAAUGGCAGAUGCGGAUGAAGAUGCCGCAGAUGGUCCCGAGGGCGAGUUCUACACCGAGGGAAACCAGGACCUCCUCGCCGCGAGACGAGACAUGGCCAAAUUCUCACUGCCCCGCGCUGCCCAGCGACUGGCGUAUCAAAAAAUCGAGAGCAAAAUCCCAGUACCCACACACGUCCGGCACCGAAAGGCUGUCAAGGAGAAGCUGGCCGGCGUGGAGCUAUUCGGGAGUCAAAUCGCGAGCGAGCGGGCAGUCAGCAUAGUGCGGUUCUCACCGAAUGGCGAGCUGGUGGCAUGCGGCGAUUGGGCAGGAAGCGUGAAGCUACUGGAUGUGCCAAAUCUGGACACGAAAGCGGUACUUCGUGGGCACAAGGGUGUCGUGGGAGGCAUAUCCUGGGUUCCCACUGCCACAUUGCCGUCUUCGACAGUCGCGCCAGAGCACGUCAAUCUGGCAUCUUCGGCACAAGACGGCGAAAUCCACCUCUGGUCUCUCACCCAGGACACUCCAGUUGCCUCCCUCAGCGGUCAUAGUGGUCGCGUGUGCAGAACGGAAUUUCACCCAUCGGGACGCUAUCUUGCCAGUGCUAGCUACGACUUUACGUGGCGGCUGUGGGACGUGAAUACCACCACUGAGCUUUUACUACAGGAAGGUCACAGCAAGGAAGUCUAUGCUGUUAGCUUCAACGAAGAUGGUAGCCUCAUCGCAACCGCCGGUUUGGAUUCAAUCGGGCGUAUAUGGGACAUGCGCACUGRACGGACCGCCAUGCUACUGGAAAGUCACAUCGCUCCGAUUCAUGCCGUAGAUUGGAGCUCUGACGGAACACGAGUAAUGACGGGUAGUGCCGAUGGAUUUGCGAAAUGCUGGGAUCUGCGCGCUGUGAAAGAAACAGCCAGCAUCGGCGCACAUGUCRGCGGCGUUUCUGAUCUCAGGUGGUUCAAGGGCACCGACGGACCGCUCUCCGGCAAGUUACCUCAGGGUGAUAUCAAGAUGAGCAAUGGCGAUUCGGAGCACGGAUCACAAGAAGAGAUGCAACCAAAGACGAGUGGUACCUUUAUCGUUUCCAGCGGUUUCGACAAAGCAGUCAACAUCUUUUCAGCGGAUGAUUGGGCGCUGUGCAAGUCUCUUACUGGCCAUGAUGGCACGGUUCUGUCGGUCGAUGCCACUGCGGACUCGAAAUGGAUUGCGUCUUGUGGCCGCGACCGGACCGUCAAACUCUGGGCGAGAGACGACAUGGACGGAAUCUAA
Molecule: messenger RNA, 1584 nt
Organism: Ramularia collo-cygni
Lineage: Eukaryota; Fungi; Ascomycota; Dothideomycetes; Mycosphaerellales; Mycosphaerellaceae
Product: related to U4/U6 small nuclear ribonucleoprotein
Exons: 3
Coding region: 1-1584 (527 amino acids)
Biological process (GO): mRNA splicing, via spliceosome
Cellular component (GO): U4/U6 x U5 tri-snRNP complex
Molecular function (GO): protein binding; U4 snRNA binding; U6 snRNA binding
Source: RefSeq, a predicted model, not a curated record